AUGACGACCCGAUCACUCGGUUCUCUUCCCGCAAACCUUUGUGCUCAUCUGCAGAACACAUCUCGAGGCUUCCAAGCUAAAACCUCAGUACCAUUCUCGACAUCAUCACUUGCUAUAUCCUCCAUUCUUCUUCGAUCAGGUCUCAUCUCAAAUGUUUCGCUGGGCUCACCGGCAGGUCCAGAUCCAUCGGCAUUUCAACAACUGCCGUUGCCCGCUAGAAAAUUGUGGAUAGGGCUGAAGCAUCGAAAUGGUCAGCCCGUAUUACGUCGCAUGGGGCUAGUUUCAAAACCCUCUUUCAGAGUGGUAGUCUCCCGAGAUGAAUUAGGAAGAUUAUUGGUUGGGAAAAGAGCUAGAAAUGUCGCUGGUGUAGGAAUGGGAGAGAUACUGAUAGUCAGAACGGAAGAAGAUCUAAAAGCUGGCAGAUUUGGUACGAAUCGAUAUUUGGAAGGUUGGGAAGCAUGGAGAGCUGGUUUAGGUGGUGAAGUGAUCUGCCGAGUGGGAUAG
Molecule: messenger RNA, 504 nt
Organism: Kwoniella shivajii
Lineage: Eukaryota; Fungi; Basidiomycota; Tremellomycetes; Tremellales; Cryptococcaceae
Exons: 1
Coding region: 1-504 (167 amino acids)
Biological process (GO): translation
Cellular component (GO): ribosome
Molecular function (GO): structural constituent of ribosome
Source: RefSeq, a predicted model, not a curated record